AUGACAAAACCAAUUAAAAAAACUAAACCAGUUGAGGUUGUAGAAGAAAAUAAUGAACAACCACAACAAACAGAACAAACAGAACAACCACAAGAAAAUCCAUUAAAUUCAAAUAAAAAAGAAGAACAAUCAAUUUUUACAAAGAAAAGAGUUUUAUUUACAUCAACUCGUGGUAUUGGAUCUAAAUAUCGUCAUUUAAUGACUGACUUAAUUUCAUUAAUUCCACACAGCAAAAAAGAAGAUAAAGUUGAUGACAGAAAGACAUUAUCAUUAAUCAACGAAACAUGCGAAAUGAAAUCAUGCAACUACGCUAUAUUAUUUGAUGUUAGAAGAGGUACAGAUUGUUUCCUUUGGAUGGCCAAAACUCCAUUAGGCCCAACUGUUAAAUUCCACGUCACCAACGUUCACACACUCGAUGAAUUACAAAUGACUGGUAAUUGCUUAAAAGGCAGUCGUCCAUUCCUUCAUUUCGAUAAAACUUUUGACUCACAACCACACCUUCAAUUAAUCAAAGAACUUUUCACCCAAAUUUAUAGCACACCAAAAGGUCACCUUAAAAGCAAACCAUUUUUCGAUCACGUUUUCAGUUUCUUCUAUCAAGAUGGUCGUAUUUGGUUCAGAAACUAUCAAAUUUCAGAUCAAGAAUUCAAAAAAGAAUCACUUUUAACCGAAAUUGGUCCAAGAAUGAUUUUAAAUGUCGAUAAAAUUUUCUCUGAAGGUUUUGGUGGAAAUGUACUUUAUUCAAAUCCAAACUUUGUUUCUCCAGGUAAUAAUCGUAGUGAUCAAAAGUUAGCUAAAGCCAACAAAUACAUUAAAAGAAAAUAUCAAAAAAGUCAAGCCGCAGAAAGACAAAAAGUCGCUUUUAUCGAACCAUCAGAAGUUGAUACAUUAUUUGAAGAUUUUUAA
Dictyostelium purpureum is the source of this 906-nucleotide messenger RNA. RefSeq lists its product as uncharacterized. The transcript has a single exon. Gene Ontology annotation, molecular function: rRNA binding. The coding region runs from base 1 to 906 and encodes 301 amino acids. The record is from RefSeq and is a predicted model, not a curated record. NCBI's taxonomy places the organism in Eukaryota, Evosea, Eumycetozoa, Dictyosteliales, Dictyosteliaceae. Gene Ontology annotation, biological process: rRNA processing; ribosomal large subunit assembly. Gene Ontology annotation, cellular component: nucleolus.